CUCUCGUCAAUAGAGCAUUCCCUUGGUUCUCGGUAGUCGGGGUAGUCGGUAAAGGAGUAUUCCCAGCAAUUUUUUUGGUACCUGUCAAAAUUAACAGUGUGGACAGCCACUUCACCCCAAUAGUAAAAAGCGGAUGCUUGAUGUUCAUGGUUGGUCUUGGUAGUUAUCUAAACAGUAAACAUUUCACAAGUAUUUACCAAAUUCAACAAUUUUCGAGCAAAAAUACAAACUUUAAUUCGCUAUCGGAAUGGAUGAUGACGCCGAAACAUAUAAAUUAUGGCGUAUACGCAAAACUGUAAUGCAGUUGAGCCAUGACAGAGGUUAUCUUGUAACGCAGGAUGAGUUGGAUCAGACGCUGGAACAGUUCAAAGAGCAAUUUGGAGAUAAACCUAGUGAAAAGCGCCCAGCUCGCUCCGAUUUAAUCGUUUUAGUAGCACAUAAUGACGACCCCACCGAUCAGAUGUUUGUAUUUUUUCCGGAUGAGCCAAAAAUCGGUAUAAAAACUAUUAAAACAUAUUGUACAAGGAUGCAGGAAGAAAACAUCCAUCGUGCUAUCGUCGUAGUACAAGCCGGAAUGACUCCGUCAGCAAAACAAUCAUUAGUGGACAUGGCCCCAAAGUAUAUUUUAGAACAGUUUCUUGAGUCUGAGUUGUUGAUCAACAUUACAGAACAUGAGUUAGUUCCAGAGCAUGUAGUUAUGACUCCGGAAGAGAAGCAAGAAUUGCUAGCUCGGUACAAACUAAAAGAAAACAUGUUAAUGCGAAUUCAGGCAGGUGAUCCAGUGGCUAGAUAUUUUGGACUAAAACGUGGCCAAGUGGUUAAAAUAAUACGACCAUCGGAAACGGCUGGACGUUAUAUCUCCUACAGAUUAGUUUGUUGAAAGUGUGUGAUUCUGACAUAAAUAAUG
This is a messenger RNA of Sabethes cyaneus, 907 nucleotides long. RefSeq names its product DNA-directed RNA polymerases I, II, and III subunit RPABC1 (gene Rpb5). The coding region runs from base 248 to 880 and encodes 210 amino acids. Gene Ontology annotation, biological process: DNA-templated transcription. The record is from RefSeq and is a predicted model, not a curated record. Lineage: Eukaryota; Metazoa; Arthropoda; Insecta; Diptera; Culicidae. Gene Ontology annotation, cellular component: RNA polymerase I complex; RNA polymerase II, core complex; RNA polymerase III complex. Gene Ontology annotation, molecular function: DNA-directed RNA polymerase activity; DNA binding. The transcript is spliced from 2 exons.